AUGUCUUUUUGGUGUCGCUUACAACUUCCUAUUUCGACUGAUUUUACACCUGUUGGAAACCCCAUCUAUGAUGUGAGACGACGAUUUCCUGGAAGAAACACCAGUCCUAAUCAAAAUGCUAGUUCCCAACCUAGCUCUGAUUCAGGUUCCACGUCUGUUGGCUUUCAAGGAAAACAAGGCCCAUUAAAUUCAGUUAAAUCGGAAUUGAUCAGAAAUCUGGCUGCACAUCCGCUAAACUUAAAGUCUUCAAUAGGAUUACAAGGAAAAAGCCCAAUUGAUUUUAGUAGUAAACACAACCACACAAGUCCUGUGAGUUCUUUACCAGUGCAUCCUGAUGUUCGGCUGAAACGCUUACCAUUUUAUGACAUUUUGGGAGAACUGCUGAAACCGACAAGUCUAGUCCCGAAGCCCACUGGUCGUUUUCAGGAAACCUUCUUCAUAUUCCACCUAACUCCACAACAAGCACAAGACAUUGCUAUGUCCAGGGAUUUUAGGCCAGGUGCUAAAUGUGAAUAUACAACUCAAGUACAGUUGAGAUUUUGCCUUUUGGAAACAAGCUGUGAACAGGAUGACAAUUUCCCUCCAAGUAUAUGUGUGAGAGUUAAUGGAAAACUGGCCACACUUCCUAACCCUAUCCCUACAACAAAACCUGGUGUAGAGCCCAAACGACCAGGACGUCCAGUAGAUAUUACAGCAUUAUGUCGCUUGUCACCCACAGUGCCCAAUCAUGUUGAUGUAUCAUGGGCUUCAGAAUUUGGACGGGGUUACUGUGUUGCUGUUUACUUGGUGAAAAAGCUCACCUCUGACAUUCUUCUACAGAGAUUAAAACAGUUUGGUAAUCGCCAUCCAGAUCAUUCCAGAGCUUUGAUUAAAGAAAAAUUGCAGCAUGAUCCAGACAGUGAAAUUGCAACAACCAGCCUUAGAGUGUCAUUGAUGUGUCCACUUGGUAAAAUGCGCCUCCAGAUUCCUUGCCGUUGCAGUACAUGUACACAUCUACAAUGUUUUGAUGCAUUCACAUUUCUCAUGAUGAAUGAGAAGAAACCCACAUGGAUUUGCCCUGUCUGUGAUAAAUCUGCAGCAUUCGACAAACUCAUCAUUGAUGGAUUGUUUGUUGAGAUCCUUCAACAAUCUGCUGGCUGUACAGAAAUCCAGUUCAGUGAAGAUGGUUCAUGGAGUCCUCUAAGAGCUGUCAAAGAAACACUAGUGAUUAGCAGUCCUGUCAUAAAAAGUUCAUCAAUAUCAGGUAAAUGGCAUUGUAAUGAUUUCAUUUUGUAA
This is a messenger RNA of Acanthosepion pharaonis, 1275 nucleotides long. Lineage: Eukaryota; Metazoa; Mollusca; Cephalopoda; Sepiida; Sepiidae. The record is from the annotation of a GenBank genome assembly.